UUUGGUUACCAGUCUCUUCAAGGCACUCGCGGUCAAUAUGGCGGACGUCAAGCAGUUUAAAACUCCAAAAAGAAGAUUGGUAUUUGAGAAGAAUUCCUUGGAAGAUACUAAACAAAGACACAAAAAACAGAUAACAGAGCAUUAUUUCAACCAUUCUGUUUCUCUAGUUAUUCCAGGAUGUGCCAUUGGAACAGUAAAGCAUUAUUUCAGAGAACAUUUACCAUCGCUGGAUGAAUUUUGUGUUGCAGUUUUGCCACUGCAUGUUUUUAUAGAAAAGGAAUUUAUUGAGAAGUUUAUAAGACAAGGAAAUUUUUAUGCCUUGAGCAGGAAAACCAAACUAGACACUGAAAAUUGUGUUGCAGUACUACCAACAGGUAUUUUGUUGUUAUCAUUGGAUAAAGACACAUACGAAGAGCUUGGACUGGUCGGAAAGCAGUCAAUAUUCCAGAACAAAUUAAGAUUUAUCGUUGAAAUUGAUUUAAAAUCACCAUCGUUCCAUCCUGGGAAAAAUCUUUAUGAGAGGGUAAGAUGGUGCUUAAAAGAGCAUUUGGACUUGGAAUUUGAAUUUGUCUUCACUUGGACAGAUACAGACAACAAACUAGACAUCAAGGAUAUCCAAUCCCACUUCAGGUUAUAUAAAUGCUGUCCAUUUAAAAAUAAAGAAGAUAUAAGAUCUCUAAGUAAUGCAAGAAUACCAGUUGUAAACUCUCAGGAAACACAGUUAACAGACAAAGAUAACGACAACAUAAGCUGUGCUGGUGCUAGUGGUUUCUAUGAAUGGCUUGGUAGCAUUCACUGUGAUAUUGAGUGUUCAUCGGGAUCACCAGACAGUUAUGUGUCAACAUUUACCUGUCCAAAUCCUUCAACAGUCUCUAAAGAAAUGGUAAAAUGUCAAUGGACAGGUUUUAUAACACCACAAAGAAUCCUCAAUUUACUAGAAGCAUCAAGAUCAUUCCUUCAGUGUUCACCUGAAAAGCCACCCUGGAUAGCUCUAAAUGUGUGGGGUUUUGCCGACACCCCUGUUAGUUGGCUCAAGAAUGAGCAUGGCUUCCACUAUGAAGGAGACAACAUGUACACUAUGAUCAUCUUCCCCAGUGACAUAUACUGGUGCUACAUGGCUCUUGGUAGCAACGAUGUAUGCUCAUAAACUUUGUAAAUAAAAUAAAGGCAUUCUCAAAUCUUGAA
Actinia tenebrosa (Australian red waratah sea anemone) is the source of this 1185-nucleotide messenger RNA. RefSeq names its product ribonuclease P protein subunit p40. Gene Ontology annotation, molecular function: ribonuclease P activity; ribonuclease MRP activity. Lineage: Eukaryota; Metazoa; Cnidaria; Anthozoa; Actiniaria; Actiniidae. Gene Ontology annotation, cellular component: ribonuclease MRP complex; multimeric ribonuclease P complex. The record is from RefSeq and is a predicted model, not a curated record. Gene Ontology annotation, biological process: endonucleolytic cleavage in ITS1 to separate SSU-rRNA from 5.8S rRNA and LSU-rRNA from tricistronic rRNA transcript (SSU-rRNA, 5.8S rRNA, LSU-rRNA); tRNA 5'-leader removal.